AUGAUUACGCCAAUCGAGCAACAUCAGGUCCCGUUCAUGGUCAAACUACCCCAGUCAAUAUCAGGGAUAGGCACUUUUGCCGUGACGUCUGAAACAGACCGAAUGCGGAUGAAAGCCAUGCUCACAACACAAUUAGAUGUCAUGUUACGACAACUCAACCAAAUAAACAGGCAUCUCUAUCCGCGCUCAAUAGUCUUGCAAGGUUUUGUUGACGGACCUGUGGUGGCUCUGUCAUUGUUCGUCACCCAGACCGGUCAGCCCAUAUUUGUUGCCUUCUGCGAGCAAUCAUUCGACGACCACUCACAUCGUAGAGGCGGGAGCAUCUCGUACCGAGAGCAGACAGGGUUCCUAACGACAUUUUCCGCGCGCAUGGGCAAAGUGGCUGCGGUUGUGCAUCGCAAAGGGUAUCAUGGCCCGGCGGGCGUGGAUAUUGUCACCGACCAACACAGCGUGGAGCAGUUGGUCAUUGAUCUGAAUGUUCGGGUUACUGGUACUUUUCACCUAGGGUCCCUCACGGGGCAUUUCACUCGGCGUCGGCUGUUCGAGGCUGGUAUGACAAGCGGAGAUUUCUGUUGUACGCGAGAUGUAUUCGAGAAAGUCUUUUCGGAGGAGAUUUGA
This is a messenger RNA of Penicillium pulvis, 618 nucleotides long. Its product is annotated as putative solid-state culture specific protein. NCBI's taxonomy places the organism in Eukaryota, Fungi, Ascomycota, Eurotiomycetes, Eurotiales, Aspergillaceae. Gene Ontology annotation, molecular function: metal ion binding; ATP binding. Bases 1 to 618 code for a protein of 205 amino acids. The record is from RefSeq and is a predicted model, not a curated record. The transcript has a single exon.